Molecule: messenger RNA, 1595 nt
Organism: Cavia porcellus (domestic guinea pig)
Lineage: Eukaryota; Metazoa; Chordata; Mammalia; Rodentia; Caviidae
Product: carcinoembryonic antigen-related cell adhesion molecule 21-like
Exons: 11
Coding region: 91-1164 (357 amino acids)
Biological process (GO): regulation of immune system process; signal transduction
Cellular component (GO): cell surface; plasma membrane
Molecular function (GO): protein tyrosine kinase binding
Source: RefSeq, a predicted model, not a curated record
GGCAGCUGCCUUUGUCUCUGGGAAGACCAGGGUCACAGGAGCUUAGGGCACAGCAUUGAGCCCUCUAAUGGACGCAUCCUUCCAGAGGACAUGCGGGUCAUUUCCAUCCCUGCCCAUCAACAACUUCAGCUCCUCCUGAAACAUCUAAUUAGAGAUCAACUAGUGACACCAGAGAUACAGGACUGCACAAAAACCCAAGGAAGGACUGAUGCCCAGCUGGAUUUCUAUAUACCAAAGGGAAACACAACUCUGGAUUUGGGAAGCCCAGAAACUCCCUUCGAUGGUGACAUCAAGAUAAGGACAGUGCAAAGGAGGACAGAGCAGGCAGCAGACACCAUGGCGCCCCGCACAGCCACUUCCUUCAUAGGGAUUGUUCCCUGGCAGGGGCUCCUGCUUACAGCCUCACUUUUGACCUUCUGGAGCCCACCUACCACCGCCCAACCAGUUGUUCAAGCAAUUCCUCCCAAUGUUGUUGAAGGAGAAAAUGUUCUUCUACAACUCAUCCAUGCGGCAACAAAUCAUUGGGGCUACAAGUGGUACAGAGGGACAAUAGUUGCUUCCGACAUGAUGAUUGCAACAUUUUCCAAAGUCAGUGAACAGAAUACUACAGGAAAUGCAUACACCGGUCAAGAAAUAAUAUACUCCAAUGGAUCCCUGCUGAUCCGGAACAUCACCCGAGAGAACGCAACAAACUACAUCGUGGAGGUUAUACUAGAUGAUUUGAUAGUUCUUCAGGCAUCUGGAGAAUUUCGUGUAUAUUCACCUGUGUCGCAACCCUCCAUCAGCACCAGCAGCGGCACGCUCACAGAAGACGAUUCUGUGGUCCUGGACUGCCACUCAAGGGACACUGGAAUCACCUUCUCGUGGCUCUUUGAAAAGCAGAAGCUGAGGCUCAAUAAGAGAAUGAGCCUGUCCACCAUAGGCAACUCCCUUACCAUCAGCCCUGUCAAGCCUUGGGAUGCCGGGGAGUAUCAGUGUGAGGUCUCCAACCCUGCCAUUUCCAAAAGGAGUGAAUCCCUCUUUCUAAGUGUGACCGGUAAGCCAACAAAACCAGAGCCUGCUGAUGCCUCGAUGUUGCCCAAUAUCAGUACAAUGCUUGUAGCUCUAGCUAUUUUGAUUCUCAUAAGUGCCAUGGCAUACAACAUUUUUUUCCGACAAAAGUGAUGGUGAGGAACCCAAGGUAGAAGAAGCUGAAUAAGCUAUGCCGACAGAGCCUCCAGAGCAAGAAGAGUAACCAGAAUGAUCUCACAGAGCACAAACCCUCAGUCUCCCAUCGCAGACCAGGCCUCUCUGAUAACUCCCCUGACAAGGUGGAUGAAAUUGCAUAUUCUUCCCUGAACUUCAAUAACCUGCAACCAAAGCAAUCAACUUCACACUCCCUGGUCUCUACAGUAUCAGAAAUAGUUUAUUCAGAAGUGAAAAAGAAGUGAUGCAACCUAUCCUGUCACAGCACUGCUGACCUACUCCAUGGCCUCCCUGGAGAUUUCUUUACACUUGGAGGAAAAAGAAAAUCAGCCCCCUACUCUGUCAUCCCACAUGCAGCACCUCCAGGCUGCAAGGCCUUCCUCCAAUGUCAAUAAAUGAAAAGCAACAUC